CUGCCUGCUCAAGGUUUCUCUGGCCAUUGCCCUCGCCGCAAUGUCGUCCACUCUCUCUGCCGAAGAUGAAGAUAUCUUCGAGCGUCUGCAGCACCGUGCGGAUCCCAAAAUACAGGAAGAGCAGCAGCAAGCUGUCAAUGAACGGGUUAAUGUCAUUUAUCAAAAGGCCCAGUCACGGCUGGGAGAGCUGAUCGACCAAAACUCCACCCUGCCGUGCGCCAUCUCGUCAAUCCAGGUUCUCAACGCGAAAAACACACGCAGGGCCUUCCUGGAACGGAUUUUCGAUCCUCUGCUAAGCGCUAAUAAGACGAGGCCGUAUACGCUCGCCGAGGCUUUGCGGGAGGUGUCGGCACGCGCGGACAAGCUCAGCAGGUUUGAUGUCUUCCAGCAACCGGUCUCCGUAUACCUGGAUCAGUCACCCGAUGCUGACAUUCGGACCGGACUGCCCAACUUCGAUGUCUACAUUUCCGCCAAGGAGAAGUCCCGCGUCCUGUUGAAGACGGGAACCGAUCUCGGAAACACUGAGGGAUCGGCAUUUGGAAACCUCCUCUGGCGCAAUGUGUUUGGAGGUGCCGAAAACCUGAACUUGAACGCUUCCAUGGGCACCCGAACCCGGUCUGCUUACCAGGCUACCUUUGAGACCCCGAUUCUCAGCGACCCCGACUUCCGUUUCGAGCUUGGUGGUCUUGCGAGUGCGACGCAAAAGUCAUGGGCCAGCCACGAAGAGGUGCUGAAAGGGGGCUGGAGUAAGCUCCGGUGGCUGAGUCAGUCCGGCCAUCGCCAUGAGCUCGGCUACAAUGGAUUCUGGAGACAGAUGACCAGCUUGGCCGACAAUGCGUCUCUGGCGGUCCGGGCGGAUGCGGGCGACAGCGUGAAGAGCAGUAUUUUCCAUAGCUGGACCCAAGACCGACGAGACAACCCUCUCCUCCCGUCUCGCGGGUACUACGCCAAAGCUUUCAACGAAUUGGCUGGUUUGGGGCCUCUCAAGGGAGACGUCUCCUUCUGGAAAUCCGAGAUUGAGACGCAGGGCGCAAUCCCCAUCCCCAUUCCUGGUAUCAAAGGCGACAGCGGAGUUAGCUUCACCACCAGCUUCCGUGCCGGCCUCCUCUAUCCCCUCGGACUCGAUUCCCACAACCGGCCCCAGCCUUCGCGCGUCAACGAUCGCUUCCUGCUCGGAGGGCCCACCGAUGUUCGCGGAUUCCGCCUCUGUGGUCUCGGACCUCACGAUGGGCAGGAUGCCGUGGGCGGAGAUGCCUACGCUGCGGGAAGCGCCAACCUGUUGCUCCCCCUUCCCCGAGUGGGCGCGGAAAAGCCUCUCCGUCUCCAGGCGUUUGUGAACGGCGGACGCCUGCUGCCUCUGCGCACCUCGCAGAAGACGGCACCCAGCACCAGUGCGGAGGUUCAGGAUGCUGUGACCUCUACGCUUUCCGAGCUGGGCAAUGGACUGCCUAGUAUGGCUGCUGGAAUUGGGCUGGUGUACGCUCACCCGGUUGCGCGGUUCGAGCUGAACGUUUCCCUCCCGUUAGUGUUGCGCAAGGGUGAGGAGGGUCGGAAGGGAUUGCAGCUGGGGAUCGGCAUCAACUUCCUGGUCACCCCUUUCCAACAAUACCUCCACACCUCCCAAUCUAUCAACAUGGCCCAAUUCUACCCACAGCAACAACCCUACGGGGCCGCCCCAGGCCCAUCCGCCCAAAACCUCCAAUUCUACCCAUCCUCCUACGGCUCCGUAUCCGGCCACACGACACCCUCGCAAGCCUCGUACGGCGGAUUCGGCGGCGCAUCCAACCCCGCCGCGCAGGCAUACUCCGGCGGUGCCGGGGGCGGCUACGGGUUCGGGUCUCCGGCUGGGGCGGGGGCUGCUGCUGCGGCGGGCGUGGGCGGCGUGAGUGGGAGGAUGGGCGAGCAGGGGGGUCUGCGGACGGGGUGGCUUGCUGCGUUUGGGACGGAGGGGUAUGACGGAGAGCCGCCUUUGUUGGAGGAGUUGGGGGUGAAUUUUGAACAUAUUCGGACGAAGACACUCACCGUUCUCAACCCAUUCGCUCGAAUCGACCAACACCUAAUGGACGACAGCGACCUGUACGGCGCCCUGCUGUACAUCGUGCUCUACGGGACCUUCCUCCUGCUCUCAGGAAAGGUCUUCUACGGAUACAUCUACGGGGUCGCCGUCUUCGGCACCGUCGCCCUGCACCUCAUCCUCAGCCUGAUGUCGCCCGCGCUCGACACAGCCCUACACACACCCCCCAACGCAGCCGACCCCUCCGCCAACUACGACCCGCACCACAAACCCAGCAUGUCCGACGCGUCCGCCGCGGGGCACUUCUCGGCAACGCUGACGUUCCCGCGUUCCGCCAGCGUGCUGGGCUACUGCUUUCUGCCACUGGUGCUGACGAACCUGGUAGGCAUCAUGCUGCCGAUGGAUACGCUGUUCGGGUAUCUGUUGACGACGGCUGCCGUGGGCUGGUGCACGUACAGCUCGUCGGGGAUGUUCUGCGCUGUGGCGCGGAUGCGCGGGAUGAGGGGACUGGUGGCGUACCCGUUGGCGCUGUUUUAUGUCGUUUUUGGGAUCAUGGGGAUUUUUUCGUCGCGCGGGAGUGGCUCGUUGGCUGCUAAGACGGGGUCGGCUUGAUGCGCUUUCAAUUUCGGAUAUGUUGUGUCUGGGGACUUGUUAGAGCCUGACGCUGUUUACUGUAUAUUUCAAUGACUCACUCUGUGUGGACCUUUCACUUUACUCUACUUUACUUUACUUUACUUUACUUUUCGUGACUUUGUUACUUGUUACUUGUUACUUGGCGUACUGUACUCAAUAUAUGAUUCAUGAAAAUGGCCAUCAUUUAUACCUAAGCAGCUAUGCAAUGUAUCAAAGCUUGGUUAUAUCUAUUGUCUAUAUACAUCACUUACUUCAACAGCAUGCAUAUAUUAUGUCAUACAUAUAUCACGCUGUAUCCGCCAUCACUCACUUCACUUGAAACCCCCAGCACUCUCCCCCCUAGCAGGAGCCCAAUUCUCCAACCACUCCCUGCUCUUCUCGAU
Molecule: messenger RNA, 3030 nt
Organism: Aspergillus campestris IBT 28561
Lineage: Eukaryota; Fungi; Ascomycota; Eurotiomycetes; Eurotiales; Aspergillaceae
Gene: sam50
Product: SAM complex subunit SAM50
Exons: 6
Coding region: 41-2626 (861 amino acids)
Biological process (GO): vesicle fusion with Golgi apparatus; endoplasmic reticulum to Golgi vesicle-mediated transport
Cellular component (GO): outer membrane; trans-Golgi network
Source: RefSeq, a predicted model, not a curated record